CUCCUUGAGCUGUCCUCUCCGUGCACGCGCGUGCUCACCCCCUCCUCCCGCUACCACCACUAGGUCGAGUCGAGGAGGAGGAGGAGGAAGAGGAGGAGGGAUGAGGCGCGCGGCGGAGGGGAAAUGGCUGCCGAAAACAAGCCGGAAGGACUGAAGAAGAUAAGAAAUCCAGAACGAAUGGUCAGAAUUGCUGUUGGUUACACCGGACACACCCCUCCCAAGAGUGAUGACACUGACGCUAACAAUGAGCCGGGCCAGUUGAAAAUCUACCUUCCUAAGAAGUUACUAGAGUGUCUCCCCAAAUGCUCUUCUCUGCCCAAGGAACGCCAUCGCUGGAACACCAACGAGGAGAUUGCUGCAUAUCUCAUCACUUUUGAGAAACAUGAUGAAUGGCUGACGACAUCGCCAAAAACCAGGUUGCCACAGCAAGUCUGCUUCCUCCACCUUAACCUAUCUAGUACAUCAUCCCCGGUGACACCUAUCAUCUUCAUCCCACCUCUCCUUUUUUUUGUCCGGCCUCAAAAUGGUUCUAUGAUCCUCUAUAACCGCAAGAAGGUAAAGUACAGGAAAGAUGGCUACUGCUGGAAGAAAAGAAAAGAUGGGAAGACCACCAGAGAGGACCAUAUGAAGCUCAAAGUGCAAGGUGUCGAGUGUCUCUAUGGCUGCUACGUCCACUCCUCCAUCAUCCCCACCUUCCAUCGUAGAUGCUAUUGGCUGCUUCAGAACCCAGACAUUGUGCUGGUGCACUAUCUGAAUGUUCCGGCAGUGGACGACAGCGGGAAGCCAUGUGGUCCGGUUCUCUGCUCCAUCAACACAGACAGGAAGGAGUGGGCCAAGUGGAGCAAAGAAGAGCUUAUUGGACAACUCAAACCCAUGUGUGCUGGAAGCAGUUUACACCAAAAAUGCUCCAGUGUCAAGCAGCGCAUCAUCUCAUCCAAGCAAGAAUCAGGAGUGGCAGCAGGUGGUGGAGCUGCAGCAGGUACUUGCACAGCGGCAGGCCAGAAAGUAGAAGACGCAGAUGCCACAGAAGUCCAGAACAGUGAUGUGUCAGAGGGCCAGACAGAGCCGAGUCCCGGGGGCCGGAGAAGCAGAGCAGGUGGAGGAGAUCGAAGGAACGGGCGUAUUACCAAACCUUCCCUUCUCCCUCAGAGCAGCAUGGAAGUGUCCUCUUCCACCUCAAACAACCAGGUGGAGGUCCCAGACACCACCCAGAGCUCCCCACUGUCAAUCACCAGCGACAUGGCAGAUAGCCCUGCACUCGCCAUCGGAACCGGCUUGUCGCAGAGCACGGCUGUGUUUAUGUCUGAGGUCACUACACUGACCGGGGAUUCGGUCUAUUCUGCCGGCCACACACACCUGCUAGCUUCCACCCAUGAGAGCUCUGCUGCUGGAAUACUUCUUGCUGUGUCUCCGGAAAACCAGAGGUUCGCAUCGUUUGCUGGAGGGGUGGGCUUAGGUGAGGGAGGGGAGUUGGUUCUUUCCAGUUCUCUGGACUCUGGCGGAGGGGUCAGCCUGCCUGAGACUACAAUGAACUUUGACCCUGACUGCUUUUUGAAUAAUCCAAAGCAGGGCCAGACAUACGGAGGAGGUGGAGGGAAGAGUGAGGGGUGUAAUGGUGACAGCGUGGGACUGCACUGUUCUUCAAAUGGAUUUGUCUACAACCCAUCCCUUGUUAAUAACAUCAAGACAGAACCGACACCACUGGAGCAACCUUUGGCCACUCAGAGUAGCUACGUGGGAGAGGGAACUGGUCUCAGCCCCAGUACAACCUUGGAACAAAUGGACUUCAGUGCAGUCAUGUCCUCUGCCUGCUUGACCCAGUCUGCCCACCACCCUUCUCAGAAUCUUUUCCUCCAGGCCUCUCCGCCUGCAAGUCAGUCAUCCCAACUUCAGACCAAUGGUGCUGAGGCAACAUCAGAAUCCAGUGAGACUCAGGCUUAUAUAGGCCUGCCUAUGGUGCCAACUGACUCCCCAACCACCAAUGGAGACACAAACCCGCAUCUUAACCAAGCUGGCCAUGACCAGCAGGCCAUGUGUGGAAGGAAUGGACAGGGAGCAACAGGCGGCUCUUUUCCACUGACCUCACAGGACGCUAACAUCGACCAGUCCGGUGGUCGAGUACAUCGGGAGGUCAGCGGUUUGGACAAAACAUCUGAGAAUGGUGAAGAUUUAAUGUUGAAAUCUGGAGACUCUCGUGAGGAAUAUGCACGUGUGGACACUGAGCAGUAUCUACAGCAGAACGAUGACUGUGGAAGCGGAGAAGAUCGGAGUGGCAGGGCAGCAGGAGGGGAACGAGAAAACGAAAUUCUAUGUAACGGUGUGAAUAUGUCGUGUGCUAACACCCCAGUAGUGGCCAGCCCUCAGUCAAUGGCUACUGGUACAAGUAUCGAAGGGGGGCUCUACAACUCAACUCUUCCCCAACAGGGAGGAGGGGCAUCAGCAGCAGCGGGAGCCGGGGCAGGCAUCAGUUUGGAAGGCUUCGAAGCCUCUUUUGGCAGCCAGUUCUCUGAUCUCAUCAAUGAUUUUAUCUCAGUGGAAGGAUCUGGCGGUGGGGUGGGGGCAGCUGUAAGUGGGGUUUUGAUGCCCCAAGAAGGCACUGCAGGAGAAGAACAAGGCACGGCAACAGGUCACCUCCAGGGCUCGGAGGUGGAACAGGGACACCUGGGACUGCUUCAGGAGAACGGGAGGCUGUUUGGCGUGACAGACUACUCCCCAGAGUGGUCUUACCCAGAGGGUGGAGUAAAGGUGCUCAUCACUGGUCCCUGGCUGGAGUCAAGCAGUGAGUACAGCUGUCUCUUUGACCACAUCAGUGUCCCUGCUGCUCUCAUCCAGCCAGGCGUGCUGCGUUGCUACUGCCCAGCGCAUGACACGGGAUUGGUCAUGCUGCAGGUUGCCAUGGGUGGUGAAGUCAUCUCCUCUUCUGUUGUGUUUGAGUACAAGGCCCGAGACCUGCCCGCCCUCCCCUCUUCUCAGCACGACUGGCUGUCCCUGGACGACACACAGUUCAGAAUGUCUAUCUUAGAGCGCCUGGAGCAGAUGGAGCAGAGGAUGGCAGAGAUAACCAAUCAGAAUCCCAGCUCAGAAACCAUAGCAACCAAGGCUGGAGGGGUGGAAGGAGGAGGAGCUACUGAUCGGUCUCAACUACCUCCGGACCAGGGCUCAUUUGAAGGCAGAGUUGUGGUCGUGUGCGAGAAGAUGAUGUCUCAACCGUGCUGGGCAUCAACAAAUCAGCUUGUGCACAGUAAGAACUCCAGAGGAAUGACGUUACUGCAUCUGGCUGCAGCUCAGGGCUAUGCAGGACUCAUCCAGACGCUCAUUCGUUGGCGCACUAAACAUUUGGACAGCAUUGACCUGGAGCUGGAGGUGGACCCUCUUAAUGUGGACCACUUCUCCUGCACUCCACUGAUGUGGGCAUGUGCUCUCGGUCACACCGAGGCAGCGUUGGUGCUUUACCAGUGGGACCCAAGAGCUCUGGCUAUCCCAGAUUCUUUGGGUCGUCUCCCACUUAACAUUGCUCGUUCUCGGGGCCAUACACGACUAGCUGAGCUGUUAGAACAACUGCAACAAGCCCCUCAAACUCCAGGUCAGACCCCUGACUCCUGGACGGACAGGUGGAGAGGAGAGUCGCAACUCAGCAGAACAAUCAACAGCAGCUCCAGCUCCAGCUCAGAGUUGAGAAGAACCAGGACUGAAAGUCAGCCAGACAACCAGAACGCAAACUGGAGCCAAGCAGGAAACAGAACCUCACCUGGAGACCAGGGCGGUCCACCCCCAGCCAAGAGGCUGAAACCCAGCCAAGACACCCUGCAUCAGCUUUCCAAUACCAACACUUACACGGCUCUACCUAAGACCAAUCUCAGUCCUAACCCUCCGCACCCCCAACCUCAGCCCUCAAACACAAGCUGUCCCAACCGUCCACAGCUUGCCGGCACUCCCAUCUCCCACCUGCAGGCCAGGAUAGGGAGGCCUGGAGGAAGCACCAGGUGGAGUCUGCGACACGCAGUAGGGCAGAGGACCUUAGCCAGAAGAAUUUUAGGAAAAGAACGGCUUGCAAAUCACCUGCGGCAAAGAGUGUUUUCAGACAGAGGAGAGGUGACGGAGCUGCUCGCAUAUCACGACAACACGGAUGAUUUGCAGAUGGACAUUACAAUGUUGGCCGACCACAUAAUGGAUGUUGCAUCUGGCCGGCUAAAACAUGUGGAUGUUGAACGUGAAACCAAUUCUGAGGGAAACAGCAACGAUGCCAAAUUACUGUCUAGUUAUCUGGGCGAGGUGGAAAAGUUUCUAAACUUCAAGCCACCUCCUACGCCCAGACCAAGCUGUCUCUCAGGAUCGCAAGAUCAGCAGAGUCCUCCAGCUAAGGAAGCCCUCUCCUCCCAUUGUGACUGGGGCUCCUUCCUCUGUUCAGCUAUGAAAGACGAGCGUUCGAAAACCGACUCCUCCUUCCUGGCCAUGACUGAAGCAGAGCAGGCAGAGCUGUGUGAAACCAUCAGAGCUGCUAUGUACUCCCUUAGGAAACACAAGGGUCCCAUUCAGGAACUACGCAAAGAGAUUGCAGCAGUGGUCCAGCGCUGCUAUAAGAGAUACAAGCAGUAUGCACUUUAUAAGAGGAUGACCCUGGCAGCCAUCCUUAUCCAGAGUCGUUUCCGGAGUUUCCACGAGAAGAGGAAGUUCCAACAGAGUCGUCGAGCCGCGGUCCUCAUCCAGCAAUACUACCGCUCCUAUAGACACUCCCUCAGCAACCUCCUAACAAAGAAACAGAACCAGGCUGCACGCAAAAUCCUGCGCUUUCUGCUCCGAUGCCGCCACAGCCCCUUGAUGGACCAUAGGCCUCUGAAACGGGGUCAGAGAGCAGAGAAAGGCCAGGGGUCGUGAAAGUCCACCACCAGGCCCCACACACAGUUCCCUCAGCCUGUGAGAAUUCUCUCCACCCUUCCAGCCCUCCAUUUCCUCCUCUGCCCUUUCUUCAUCCCUUGAGAACUCCUCCCUUCCCGAGCGCCGUCCAAACCGGUUCCCUCUUCCUCUCCUUACUCGUCUCACCAACUCUUUCCACUUUAAGAAAAAAAAAAACACUUCUUCCCCCAGACUGAGGACAGGAAAGGUGUCCAUCAUGGCAGCUCAGACAGACUGCUGGGUGGAGCCCAGGGAUCUGGCUCUGCCCACAGCACUGAUCCUCCUCCACAGUUUCACUGGGAGGCCAUCACAUUAACCUCAUGGCAUUCUUUGCACUCUUCAUGGGUAUGUUCCUUUGCAAGUCGACACGCAGGCUGAGAGGAUUUGGACAAGCACUCCAUGGUGAUGCUGCCUUCGUGGCAGCGUCUGGAAGAUGUGGGAGGUUUCAGCGAUGGACACGACUCUCAAAAUGUGAUGUUGAAUUCAAACAAAACCAGGUGUGUUUUGUACCCAAACAGCAAUCCAUGAAAGAAUAAGAAAACAUAAACCAAAAAACUCACUUGUGUGUUGCAUUUGCAUGCAAAGUUUUUUCGCUUUUUCCUCCUCUCCAUGACUCUAAAUAGCUGUAGUGGCGAAUCAUUUCCUGGCUCAGUGUAACACAAUACCACAGAACCACUCAACUCACAGGCUUACAGAUUUAUUCAUCAGUUACCCGAUCUAAGGGGAGGAACUGCACUUGAAUGUAAGAGGGGCAUUGUUAGCUAAGGGUUGGGGUCUGAAUAACGAUGUCUUAAUUUGUUACAUGGACUUUGUAUGAAGUCGUUCUCAGAGGCAGCACUUUGCUGGCCUGACGUGGUGUGUCCGUGUUCGUUCAAUUCAAUGCAUGUGUUUGAGCGACAAGCUCCUGCAUGCUUGCCAAAACUGCUUUAGUGUUGUUUUUAUUUUGUAAUUCUAUGUGUAGUUGUGUCUCACUUACGUCCUCAUUAACUUAUCCUUGCCCUGUGUAAUGUGAAUUGUGUACGGACAAAUGACUUCUUUUGGGUGCUUAUUUAUUUAUUUUUUUUAUUUAUCUUUUUUACACGGUUUAUUUAAGGGUCUUAUCAUUUAUUUAAUUGGCUCCGGAGUGGUUACGAUUGAGAUUGGUUUCCCCCCCUUGUGUGGUAAAAAAAAAAAAAAGACAUGUUCCAAUGGUUAAAUGUCUCUGUUAGUUUGUUCUUUGCGCGAACCUCUAAAUCCAAACUGUGGUUUUGAGGAGAGAGUCACAUACCAUUGCCUUGACUUCUUCUUGACUCUAAGAGGUCUCUAUGCUUGCUCUGUACAGGACAUGGGUCCUUUACCUGCCCCUAUACAGGGCAUUGGUCCCCAUAUUAGCCCAUAUGGGCAACCUAAUCCAUAUUUUGGACUAUUGCAUAUUCCUGUAUAUAAACUGACGAGGUAGGGGGAUACGAGGACCCUAAAACUUUUUCAUAAGAGGACUGUAUUUAAGAUUAUAAAUUAUUUUACUCCCAUAAUGAGAACCUAACAUAGAGACCUGGGUGCACAGGAACGGCUGCAUUGCUUGUAAAUAAUGUAGAUACUACAAACAGAGUAAUGUGCAUGAGAUUUAAGUCAACAGCAAAAAGAACAUGUUAGUGGCUAUGGAUUGUGAGAGGAUUUCAACUGCUUCACUUUGAGAGUAUCCAGUGUUACCGAAAAGACAUUUUGUUAAAAGCAUGCAACUGAAAACUCUAAUGUUAGAACUAUAAGUGGGAAAACAAAGUUAGCUGAAACAACGAACUUUCAGAGAAAACAUUUACACUUUGUGCUUUUUUGUUUCUUGGCUAGCAAAAAUUAAGUCCUUUUUGCCAGUAGUGCCAAUUACUAUGAAUGCUAUUUUGCCUAACAAUAUCUUAUUUUGGGGGGAACCGUAACCCAGAACAUAUCAGAUACACACUCAGACAAUAAACAGUAGACAAGAUUUAGUACUAGCAGCACCGUAGACCUACAAGUUUCAACGUUUGUCUGUGGCAGACUUUGCCUGUUAAUGAUGGUGGUACUGAUGCAAGUGUGACAUUACUGGUGAUGAAGAGGCUGACAAUGAUCGUUUCAAUGUGAAUGCAAUGACUGAUGACCCAAAAAGGGAAAUGGGCGCUUCAUUCUUUACAAUGUGGUUGUGCUUCAGCAACGUACUACCUUUAGUUAAGCUCAUUUUCACAACUGCAGCAGAUCAAGUGGAAGCUUUCCAUCUUCUUACAGAAUGUCUCCUUCCUAAUUUUCUACAUAUCUUUUUUUAAUCUUUUCUUUUAUCCUCAUUGUCACUGCCAUUAAAUGACAUGUACUUCUGAAGUUUGGAAAGCUCUGUAUAGAAAGUGCCUGCUCAAUAACAGAAAAGUGCAAGCUAAUAUCAGGAAAUGUCUGUUGUAUGUUCCUCAAGUGGUCACCAGUUACUUGUUUUCCGUUCUCCUAAAAUGUGUUUAAGAUUAAAAUGAUUUGUCGAUGAUGUGAAUGAAUGCUUAUGGCCUGAUCUAUAUUAUGUUGUUGCUUUUUGAGAUGAACUGGUAAUCAUAUUUUGCUCCACUUUUGUGUGCAUUGUGCAGUAUUAGAAGAAGAAAAAAAAAAAAACGACAACAGAAUCCAGCUUGUGUGUGGCACAGAGAAUGUUCAUCCCAUUGAGGCUGUAAGACUUUUCUUGCACAUAAUCACUUUUUCUUUCUUUCCUUUACCUAAUGUUCUUGUAGCAUUUACAACAGAGCCGAGAUCUGUCAUUCAUACUUUUUCCUUUGUCUCUCACUGACUCUGCCCCACACAUGCUCUGACACAAAUGUACACAGUCGGACAGGUACUUAAGACCACACUCUCUCACUCUCUGUGCUUAUGUCUUUGGGAACAAUUAAAUCUCUCCCUUAGAUUUUACUCAGGGUUAAAGAACAGAGAGGUUGUUUGUGAUGAGUCAAGGUGACUAAGAGAGUGUCACUGUGUACAUAUGUCCCACUUCCGCACUUCUAUGUUUCCACUCCACUUGCUUAGUACUCCCCCAACAACACCGUAGAGCAUUACUCCUACUGAUAGGCUUAUUGGUUAUGAUCUAUUGACUUCAUCCUGACGCUAAUGUGUGUCACUUUUUCUACAAGCAAAAGCUCCAAUGCCAUUUUGUAAGAUUCUGCUUGGAUAGAAAUUCAAUUGAGAAACAUAUAUAAGUAAAAGCGAUAUUUCUAUACUAGAUAUAGUCAUGAGCGCACAAUAUUCAUACUAUAAAUUACUGCAACAGCUACUUAGCACCUUAAUUUUCCGACGGUAAGGUGAAGUAUUUAACAUUGUAAGAUUUAGAUUGUGUUUUAAAUCAGCCAGCACUGCGAGAGAAUAAACUUGUUAUUCCCAUCAUCUCAUGUCAAACCAACACACAUUACUUUGAUCUGCUAUAUGUCCAGACACAUAGAGAAACACACACACAAGGCAUGCGCUUGUCACAACAUAGUUGACAUACACAAGACAAACAGGCAAAGAAACAAUAUUUCAUGAGUAUAUUCAUGUUUUUGGAGAGGAUAGUAACUGUAAAAAGAGAAAAAGUAGAGUAGAAAAGGUAAAAAGAAAGCGAUAUUGCCAUAGUAGACAUGCCCAGAAAUGGCCUCUGUUUCUCCCAAAAUUGCGGUGUUUUGAGAGGACGAGGCUCAACACCACAUUGCAUGCUAGAAUGGUAGAACCUUUUAGAUAACCUAUGGCUAGACCUCUCCUUCCUCUCCUUCACCCCGUCUCCCCCUCUCUCUCAUCCCCUGGCCGUACUACUCCCACCUUGCCUGCUGUUGUGUUCUCCAUGCCUAUGUCAGUCUUUCAUUCCUCUUCUUUCGUAGCCUAGUUUUUACUUUUUUGUUUUUACCAAUUUUGCAUGCACAAACAUCACAAAAUUGUUGAUGUUUUUAAAAAGAAUAUUUUGUUGCCGAGGCCAUGCAAAGUGUUUUGAAUAUUGCCCUUAUAUGUGGAAAAUGUCUUCUGAAUGCUUUACAUAAUUUCUGCUGUAAAAUGAAAUCAGAAUAAAAAGAAAAUUUGCACUUUAA
Messenger RNA from Synchiropus splendidus (mandarinfish), 8924 nucleotides. RefSeq names its product calmodulin-binding transcription activator 1-like. Gene Ontology annotation, biological process: regulation of transcription by RNA polymerase II. Gene Ontology annotation, cellular component: nucleus. Gene Ontology annotation, molecular function: transcription coregulator activity; protein binding; double-stranded DNA binding. Bases 124 to 4875 code for a protein of 1583 amino acids. The record is from RefSeq and is a predicted model, not a curated record. NCBI's taxonomy places the organism in Eukaryota, Metazoa, Chordata, Actinopteri, Syngnathiformes, Callionymidae. The transcript is spliced from 23 exons.